Prunus armeniaca (apricot) is the source of this 330-nucleotide messenger RNA. Lineage: Eukaryota; Viridiplantae; Streptophyta; Magnoliopsida; Rosales; Rosaceae. The record is from the annotation of a GenBank genome assembly.
AUGUUUUCAAGUCACAAAACACACCGUUUCAUUAAGAGGAUUUCAUUCCCCAAAUUCAAAACGGCGUCGUUUCAUUUUGGUAUUAUCAGAAAGAAAACCAGGGCGCAGUGGUCAUCUUCUUCACAAGAACUGCGCCUCAGGCAGCCUCAGUUGCAGCUGCAAGAGAUUUUCCGGCGAGGGGAGCAAUGGGAACCAAGGGCAGCUUGUGUUUUGCAAACAGCAUGGCGCCGUUGUAAAAGAGAGAAGCUUCAAAAGUCUCCUAGAUUGGCUAAAGAGGGUAGUCUUUCUGCCACUGAUCACCAUGCUGUCUCAGAAACACAGCAUAAGUAG